Marmota monax (woodchuck) is the source of this 2205-nucleotide messenger RNA. RefSeq names its product cadherin-2. The transcript is spliced from 12 exons. The annotation marks the transcript as partial. Gene Ontology annotation, biological process: brain development; regulation of axonogenesis; blood vessel morphogenesis. The record is from RefSeq and is a predicted model, not a curated record. Lineage: Eukaryota; Metazoa; Chordata; Mammalia; Rodentia; Sciuridae. Gene Ontology annotation, cellular component: postsynaptic density; lamellipodium; neuron projection. Gene Ontology annotation, molecular function: cadherin binding; calcium ion binding.
UUAGACGUAUAUUUGCUAUCUUAUACAGUGAAGUUUAGCAACUGCAAUGGAAAAAGAAAAGUACAGUAUGAAAGCAUCGAGCCUGCAGAUUUCAAGGUGGAUGAAGAUGGCAUGGUCUAUGCCGUGAGAAGCUUUCCACUCUCUUCUGAGCAUGAUAAAUUCCUGAUAUAUGCCCAAGACAAGGAGACCCAAGAGAAGUGGCAAGUGGCAGUAAAGCUGAGUCUCAAGCCAACCUUAACCCAGGAGCUGGCAAAGGAGUCCCAUGAAAUUGAAGAGAUAGUAUUCCCAAGACAAUCCACCAAACACAGUGGAUACCUACAAAGGCAGAAGAGAGACUGGGUCAUCCCUCCCACCAACUUGCCAGAAAAUUCCAGAGGACCUUUUCCUCAAGAGCUUGUCGGGAUCAGGUCUGAUAGGGACAAAAACCUGUCACUGCAGUACAGUGUCACUAGGCCUGGAGCUGACCAACCUCCUACUGGCAUCUUCAUUAUCAACCACAUCUCAGGUCAGCUGUCAGUGACAAAGCCUCUGGAUUGUGAGCUGAUAGCCCGAUUUCAUUCGAGGGCACAUGUAGUAGAUAUUAAUGGCAACCAAGUGGAGAACCCCAUUGACAUUGUCAUCAAUGUUAUUGACAUGAAUGAUAACAGACCUGAGUUUUUGCACCAGGUGUGGAAUGGGACCAUUCCUGAGGGAUCAAAGCCUGGAACGUAUGUGAUGACCGUAACUGCUAUUGAUGCUGAUGAUCCAAAUGCUCUAAAUGGGAUGUUGAGGUACAGAAUUCUGUCCCAGGCUCCCAGCACCCCUUCACCCAACAUGUUCACAAUCAACAAUGAGACUGGCGAUAUCAUCACUGUGGCAGCUGGACUUGAUCGAGAAAAAGUGCAACAGUAUACGUUAAUAAUUCAAGCUACAGACAUGGAAGGCAAUCCCACAUACGGUCUUUCAAACACAGCCACGGCUGUCAUCACAGUGACAGAUGUCAAUGACAAUCCUCCAGAGUUUACUGCCAUGACAUUCUAUGGUGAAGUACCUGAAAACAGGGUGGAUGUCAUUGUAGCUAAUUUAACCGUGACUGAUAAGGAUCAGCCCCAUACACCAGCCUGGAACGCAGUGUACAGAAUCAGUGGUGGAGAUCCUACAGGAAGGUUUGCCAUUCAGACCGACCCUAACAGCAACGACGGGUUAGUCACCGUGGUAAAACCAAUCGACUUUGAAACAAAUAGGAUGUUUGUCCUUACUGUUGCUGCAGAAAAUCAAGUGCCAUUAGCCAAAGGAAUCCAGCACCCACCUCAGUCCACUGCAACUGUGUCUGUCACAGUUAUCGAUGUCAAUGAAAACCCUUAUUUUGCCCCCAAUCCCAAGAUCAUUCGCCAAGAAGAAGGUCUUCACGCAGGUACCAUGUUGACAACAUUCACUGCUCAGGACCCAGAUCGAUAUAUGCAGCAGAAUAUUAGAUACACAAAAUUAUCUGAUCCUGCCAAUUGGCUAAAAAUAGAUCCUGUGAAUGGCCAAAUCACUACAAUUGCUGUUUUGGACAGAGAAUCGCCAAAUGUGAAAAACAAUAUAUAUAAUGCUACUUUCCUUGCUUCUGACAAUGGAAUUCCUCCUAUGAGUGGAACAGGAACGCUGCAAAUCUAUUUACUUGAUAUUAAUGACAAUGCUCCUCAAGUGUUACCUCAAGAGGCAGAGACUUGUGAAACUCCAGACCCCAAUUCAAUUAACAUCACAGCACUUGAUUAUGACAUCGAUCCAAAUGCUGGACCAUUUGCUUUUGAUCUUCCUUUAUCUCCUGUGACUAUUAAGAGAAAUUGGACCAUCACUCGGCUUAAUGGUGAUUUUGCUCAGCUCAAUUUAAAGAUCAAAUUUCUUGAAGCUGGGAUCUAUGAAGUUCCCAUCAUAAUCACAGAUUCCGGUAAUCCUCCCAAGUCCAAUAUUUCCAUCCUCCGAGUGAAGGUUUGCCAGUGUGACUCAAAUGGAGACUGCACAGAUGUGGACCGGAUCGUGGGCGCAGGGCUUGGCACGGGGGCCAUCAUCGCCAUCCUGCUGUGUAUCAUCAUCCUCCUUAUCCUUGUUCUGAAGUUUGUGGUAUGGAUGAAACGCUGGGAUAAAGAACGCCAAGCCAAACAACUUUUAAUUGAUCCAGAGGAUGAGGUAAGAGAUAAUAUUUUAAAAUACGAUGAAGACGGUGGAGCAGAAGAAGACUAG